AUGAUUAAAAUACCGACCGUACUUGCAGUCGAACCAGUAGGGUCCCGAAUCGCUGGAAAUCCAUCCACUAUUCCCCAUCCACCGCCGCUUCCAACAGCAUCGGGCGCAACCGCUCCUUCCGCCGCCGCCCUCGCCCAGUGCGGCGACGCCGCCCCGCGCCACCAGGAGCCCAGGACCAACACGCCGAUACCUCGCCGUUCGACCACGCCACCGCUGCUGCGUGCUGGUCCAUCGACCCCAGCCGUUCAGGGGACACCAUUGCCGCCGGCUGCGCCGUGCCCCGGACCCCGCCGUGCUCGUGCUCCGCGCCGUCAGCCGCUGCUACAUCUGCGCCGAGAGCGAAAACUCCGAGACCGCCUGCGUGCUCCUCGUGGAGUUGUACGUGCGUGCGGGCUGCCCCCGCCGGCCGGAGGGGGAGGCCGAGCGGGCGUGGGGCCGCUGUCCUGGCGCAGCCGGAUCGUGCGGGAGAAGGGCCGGGUCGCCGACGCCAGCCCCAGGGACGCCCGCGGCGUCAUCCUCCUCAUGGACGGCUUCUGCCUGCCUGUCGAGUUCCCUCUGCCGGAGUUCUACGAGCUGCUGCUUGCCGGUGGCUGCUUGACCUGCGUGAAGGUGCUCAGAUGCUCCCGGCUCUUCAUGAAGAAGCUGCGUGAUGUUGUCGCUGAUAUGCUGAACAGGGGAACUUAUCGCGAAGCGAUUGGUGUUAUCCUUCCAUUUUAACUGCAGGAGGCGUUCCCGCUCGCGGACAUACUGAUUUACAUCGUUGACAAGGUUGUGUGCAAUAGGAAGAAGCAAGAGAUCGAGGUGGGGUGUGAUUUGGUAGGAUUGGAUUUAGCAGGUAAGUCUGACUUCUCACCUGAAUGCACCUGAAAAUAAACCUUGACUUCUGACUGUUGCAAGAAAGCUACAUUUUAAGUGCGGUACAUAUCAAGCAUAAAAUGAAAGAGAUGACUUAAGAGGAGAAAAAUCACAGUAGGAUUCCUAGAACGGGAAGACCUCAGAUCUUGGAUCUGGCUGCUCUUGGACAGGGAAGACCUUGAAUCUUAGGUUUCUUUUCUCCUGGUCAUGGAAGAUGUCAAAGCUUGGGACUGGUUGCUCGGGUUUGAGAGAUGCAGAUCAACCUUUAUGGCCAGGCUGUGAACCGGCUUCUCCAACGUCUUGAGACCGAGCCAGAUCAGAUUGUUGGCUGAGCUUACACCCCUUCAGAAAAUUCGAAAGAAUGAGGAAAUUUUGCAAGUGGAGAUUAGAAGGAUUAUUCUAAACUGGUGGAUGAAGCUAUGUGUUCUCUUAGUUUAGUGGACUUUUAUAUGUUUGCAUAGUUUUUGUUCUUCAAAAUGAAGCUUGGAAUAUUUUAGAAUUUUUUAGCGAACUUAAGUUUCAUGUAUGAAGGAUUGUCAUUGGAAAUAGAUACAUUUUUGUUGUAGAAGUUUUAUGUCAGACUUACUAUCUUGUAAACUAAGUUUACGUAUGUUCGAACUUAAA
Molecule: messenger RNA, 1479 nt
Organism: Hordeum vulgare subsp. vulgare (domesticated barley)
Lineage: Eukaryota; Viridiplantae; Streptophyta; Magnoliopsida; Poales; Poaceae
Product: nascent polypeptide-associated complex subunit alpha, muscle-specific form-like
Exons: 6
Coding region: 1-717 (238 amino acids)
Source: RefSeq, a predicted model, not a curated record